This is a messenger RNA of Alternaria incomplexa, 309 nucleotides long. RefSeq lists its product as uncharacterized. NCBI's taxonomy places the organism in Eukaryota, Fungi, Ascomycota, Dothideomycetes, Pleosporales, Pleosporaceae. The record is from RefSeq and is a predicted model, not a curated record. The transcript has a single exon. The coding region runs from base 1 to 309 and encodes 102 amino acids.
AUGAACAACUUCGACUGCCACCCGCGCGUUCUCUCGCUCUCCUCCGCCUCAACCCCAUCUUCUUCCAGCCCCGCAACACCCUUCUCGCAGUCUCGCCGCCAGUCCCACGAGUCAGCGCACGACGCCCACCACUUCGUCAACCAAGAAGAGAAGACACAGCACAAGCUCAACCUCAGCAUCAAGAAGAUGUGGGAAGGCGUCAAGAGGCACGCUGUCGAGCACCACAAGAGCGUCAACGCUGCGUACAUGGCUAGCUACGGAUGCGGUACUGCGACUGCGGUGAACACUACUGGCGGAAAGGCGUUGUAG